AUAUAAGAGAGAGAGAAAAGAGAGCUAAGAUAUAGCAGAAUCAAACUUUAAGUAUUAUAUUAUAACUAGCUAUAUUACCUGCAUUUCUGCAACAGCUUGAGAAAAAGGAUGAUAAUGAAAUUCUAUAUACUAAUUGUGCUCUUAUGCUCUGCCCUGACUCAAAGCAAACCAUUGGCUAAACGCUCAAGCUGCUCUUCUGAUGUUGAUAGAUUAUAUAAUGCUCUUCAUGCUACAAUGUGUAUCACUCAUUCAAGGGACUUUCAAGAAAAUGUUAACGACUCCAUACAGGCGGCUCUUAAACUGAUCAAUAAUGAGAAAGAGCUUAAAUCAAUCAAGAGAAUACUGGAAGGAGCAUUAGACCAAGAUCAAGUUACUGAUGGUAUUGCAAGAGCUGAGCACAAGGUCUUUGCUUCUGCUGUUAAAGCUCGAAUGAGUCUUGAUGAUUAUGAAAAACCUGGAUCAUGCUUUACCCCCUGGAUCAAAUCACUCAUUAGUAAUAACAGAGACAAGAUACCAAAGAAUGUAAAAACUAAAUGUCAUUCAUUUAAUAUAAGAGUUUAAAUAUUUUUGUCAUUGUCCUUUGAUUAAAAACAUCGAUUAAACAUUCGUGACAA
This is a messenger RNA of Amphimedon queenslandica, 614 nucleotides long. RefSeq lists its product as uncharacterized. The coding region runs from base 109 to 561 and encodes 150 amino acids. Lineage: Eukaryota; Metazoa; Porifera; Demospongiae; Haplosclerida; Niphatidae. The record is from RefSeq and is a predicted model, not a curated record. The transcript is spliced from 2 exons.